Molecule: messenger RNA, 921 nt
Organism: Trichoderma harzianum CBS 226.95
Lineage: Eukaryota; Fungi; Ascomycota; Sordariomycetes; Hypocreales; Hypocreaceae
Exons: 1
Coding region: 273-755 (160 amino acids)
Source: RefSeq, a predicted model, not a curated record
CGCAUCACGGCUCGGCUGGCCGCCUAUCAAUCUCGUCCAGCCAGGGGGGGCUCCCUUGCGCAAAUCUCGAGUCGCAUCGGCUGCCCUCGCCCGCCCAACCAGCCGUCGUGGCCUCGCAACGUUUGGGGGCAUGUACUGGUACUAUUUUACGAUGGCAGACAGGCUAUGGGCGCAGACCGGAAGCCGGCAAUCGAAAAUGUAUUUUUUUGCUGCGAAUGGGUGUGAAACAAUGGCAGUGCUGAUGUGAGGCCUGGGAAUAUAAAAGGGAAUGAAUGGGUGGUAGAUGUAACAACACCUUUGUGUUCCAAUCCCUCUUUGUUGUUGUUGCUGCUGCUGCUGCAAGGUCCCUUUCUUUUCAUUUCUUGUGUACGAGUGUGUGUUUCUGUGGGAGCCGGCUACCAACAGAUUUGAACAAACGAACAGACAAACAAACAGUUCAUAUUUUCAUUUCAUUUUCGUCGAGAAUAUACCGGGUCAUAGAUCGGACCAUUUGGGAGUAUAUCAAGGGCGCAAACAGCCCUGUUCAUCGACCACGAAGCGAGAACGAGACCAUCGAUUGCUGUCGCACUUCGCUACAAUCCCGCCUCAAAGUAACCUUGCCUGCCACUAUUUGCUACCGAGGGUGGGAAGAGACGAAAGGGCUCGGACUCGAAAGUCAGGUACGUGCAUGGAUCUUGUCGGGAUGGAGGAUGGGAUGCCCUGAAUGUCUCGAGCAAGAGCUGUCUCUGAACUGUCUGCCCUUUGCCUCGCUUUGAUGUUCAUUCAUGUUCUUCUUGCUGGUCUCCUUGUUCGUCUGUUUGUUCAGACAUAUAAUUGCUUGGUGUUUCCCUGUUCGCCUGGCUGUUUUGCCACUUUCUUCUUUGUCUCUUCACUUAUCGCAUCAUACUUAUAUGGCCAACAGCACCAAGUUAUCCAAGUUAU